UCCCGUUGCCCUGCAAAGACCAUGACCAUCCCUUCUUUUUGCCCCAAAAAGGGGUUGGAAAAAAAGGAUCGAAAGGAAGAAAAACAGCUGACAGCAAACUCUCACUGAACCAUCCUCCCUCCAACAGCUCUGACAUUUCAGCUUCGGAGCUGCGAAACCAGCAUUAUCGAAGAAGGAGAACAUGGUGGCCCGAAAACUUCAAGUGCUUCACAAUGACUCCAACUACGAUGUCGAAUACGAUCCCGACGAUGGCUUCGAAGUUUUCAAAAUCCAGCUCUUCUCCCUCACCUCUAUUCCCCCCGAUGAGCAAAAGAUUUAUGGCUGUGAAGGUGAUCGCCUCGUGGCAAGUGACUCGGAUCUCAACACAAUUUCCGAUAAACUGCGAUUGCUUUCCAUCGACGAACAUAAACAGCAGACAGAAUCAAGCAUUCAGAAUGCCGAAUUGAUGAAAUCAGACGAGGAGUUGGCCAGACUCUUGCAGGAGGAGGAGGAGGCGUUGAUGUUGCAGCAGUAUCUUGCGAGCCAAGAUAAUGGACAAUUUGAGAAUAGAAUACGGUCUUACGUUGAUAAAAUCCAAAUGUACGAGGAUUCAAGACGCCAGGAAGCUGCUCGGAAAACGGUUCCUGUGGAAGAACUUGAGGAGAAAGCGUUGGUUUCCUUGGCCAAGGAAGGGAACUUCAGUCCAUCAAAAUCUGAAAAAGACCAUGCUUUUCUCCUGCAGCUGCUUUUUUGGUUUAAACAAUCCUUCAGAUGGGUUAAUUCGCCAAAUUGCCAUGAUUGUGGCAACAACACUAUAGGCCAGGGCAUGGCUGAUGCUCUUCCUUCUGAGACUCUUUAUGGGGCAUUCAGGGUUGAACUUUAUAGAUGUACCAUCUGCUCCAAAUUCACUCGUUUCCCUCGCUACAAUGAUCCAAUAAAGUUAGUGGAGACGAGAGAGGGCCGUUGUGGGGAAUGGGCUAACUGCUUUACACUCUACUGCCGAGCUUUUGGCUAUGAUUCACGACUGGUUGUAGACUUUACGGAUCAUGUUUGGACAGAAUGCUUCUCACAAUUCCUGGGAAGGUGGAUGCAUCUUGACCCAUGCGAAGGAGUAUAUGACAAGCCAUUAUUAUAUGAAAAGGGGUGGAAUAAGAAAUUAAACUACUGUAUUGCGGUGGCCAAAGAUGGAGUUUAUGAUGUCACCAAACGGUAUACAAGGAAGUGGCAUGAGGUUCUAUCUCGACGUACUAUUAUUGCAGAGCCUGCUUUGUCAUCUGUGCUCGCUAAUAUAACAGAAGAAUGUCGAAGAGGCCUUACAUCUCAACUACUUUCAAUCAUCAAAGCCCGUGAUCAGGAGGAAAAACAACUUCUUGAGAGAUGUUUACAUUCUGAAGAUGAUGUCUCACUGUCAUUACCUGGAAGGAGAAGUGGGGAUGAGGAAUGGCGUAAAUCCAGAAUGGAACUUGGUUCCAACAAGAAUUCUACUCUAAGUUCUUCUUCAUGCCCUGUUCGUCUGUGUGUAGACGAGCAUGUGACAAGAAUAUACAAUGCAUUUUGUCCCAUCCUCUUUCGAUUUGUUGAUGAACAACUAACAACAUCUGAAGCUGUCGAAGUACUUGGGAUUAUGCAGGGAAUAGUCUUGAAUCUUCGAGAUUCCCCCUUCAAAACUAGAAGGGCCUCAUCUGAUUCAGCUCAAAAUAAUCCAAUAUUUCAGAAGUUGUUUCCAUGUUUUGAUGAGCUACUCAAUGCUCUUUCACUGGAAAAGAAGGUGAAUACAGAUGGAAGGGCUGAAAUUUGCUUGGCUGGUGAUCCUGUUAGAACUUCUUUGGCAUUGCCUGUUGUGCUGGAUGCUCUGGAUGAUAUGAUGUCCAAUCUUGAAAAAUGUGAAACGUUCAGUAGAGAUUCCCUUGCAUUGCCCAUGCUGAAGUUGAACAGAAUACACUCUGGUUUGGUUGUUGCAAGCGCAGAAGAGUUGCCUUUUGGGAUUGUGACAUCAGCAUUUGAUGGAAACAGGGUGUCAAAAUGGGAAGAACCAAAUGGUGCUAGAGGUUGUUGGAUCGAGUAUAGAACACUUGAUAAGAAGAAGUAUGAACUUGCAGCAUACGAGUUGAUGUCAGCCAAUGAUGCACCAGAAAGGGAUCCAAUGGAUUGGAUUCUUGAAGGGAGCGAAGAUGAUGGGAUCAGCUGGCAAGUUCUGGAUAAGCAAACCUCUCAGGUCUUUGAAGAUCGUUUCCAGCGCAGAUCAUACACAAUUUCCUCAGCGAGUUUGCCAUCUAAUGUUUUCAGGCUGAAAUUUCUGGCAUCUAGAGAUGUUCAAUCAACUGCUCGGCUGCAAGUUGGUAGCAUUGACUUCUAUGCAAGAACAACGUAAAGUGUAAAACAAUUGCCAGCUGAAUUGGAUGGUGUAAAUUUCCUAGUUUUCUUCCCCAGGAGGGUGAAGAUUCAAAUUGCCUUUGUCGAAAAGGCUUGUUUCUAUCAUAAUGAAAAAGGGGACUAGAUUGACCUAAACGGGUUAAAAACCCAUCAUUGACUGGUGCAUUAUGUGUAAAUUGUACAAGUGAUGCAUAACAUUAUUAAUGCAGUCAGCCAAGCUCCUUUCAUGUUCAGCCAUAAAA
This is a messenger RNA of Neltuma alba, 2594 nucleotides long. RefSeq names its product peptide-N(4)-(N-acetyl-beta-glucosaminyl)asparagine amidase. Lineage: Eukaryota; Viridiplantae; Streptophyta; Magnoliopsida; Fabales; Fabaceae. The coding region runs from base 182 to 2350 and encodes 722 amino acids. The record is from RefSeq and is a predicted model, not a curated record. The transcript is spliced from 17 exons.